Durusdinium trenchii is the source of this 957-nucleotide messenger RNA. The record is from the annotation of a GenBank genome assembly. NCBI's taxonomy places the organism in Eukaryota, Dinophyceae, Suessiales, Symbiodiniaceae.
AUGCUAGCGCUUUUUGCGAGCCUGGUGAGUCAAAACUGUGGACAGAUGCGGCUGUGUUUGAUUGCAAACCACGUUGGCUUAGCCAGUGGUGCAGCCGCUAUCAUCGGAGGUUUAUUAGUUUUGAGUGGUUUUCGCUUCCUUCCUUUGCUCGGCAAGAAGGGGCUUUUGGCUGUGACACAGUUAAGCAAUCGUGUUGGCAUAAUCAUCUAUUUUUUGCUUGCUGAAGUUGAUCGAGUGAACUGUCAAACAGAAAGGCAAGAAGCAGAAGCGUUACAAAAUCAGUACCAGGGUUCCAUUCGGCAUGCAUCAUGCUCUGAAGUUCAAGAUGAAUUGAACAUCCGGAAUGAGAUUGGUGACCAGGUUCAUGAAGUUGACAAAGUCAUCCAGGUUCUGAUGAAAGCCGGAUUGACGUCAAAUGCACUUCGAGACGCACAUUUGCACGGGGUUGAGCUUCGGCAUGCAGGGUUUGUUCAAUUGGCCAUUCCUGUACUGGCGCUGGGGCCCUUAUUCUUGCUGGGUUGGUGGCAUUUGGGGCGGUACAUUUUCUUGUUUUAUGAAAAAUAUCAUUCCAUUGCUGGAGUGUAUACAUUCAUGGCAUGCAUGGAAGCCACUUCAAUCGUUGCUAGGCUUGCCUUCUUGUGUUUGUUUUUCAGUCGCUCCAUCGAUGAAAGAUGUUUUAUGCUGAACGUGAUGGCCAAGAUUGUGACCGUAUUCUAUUUUUGCUUGGUGGAACUGGGUCCGUUGGGGAAUGAAGCUAUGUUUUCUUCACUACUCACUUUCUACAAUCUAUCCUUCUUGCUGGUGUUAUUCUUUGCUGCCUUGGGCAUCCGCGGCACAUUGAAGUUACCUUGCGGACGGUUUUUGGCCCAGUUCUUCUUGUCUCGCCUGGUGGGACCUGCUUGCGGACCCUCCCCGUCGGAGAGCGACGCAUCGGAUUCUGAAAGCUCCAGUAGCUGA